Messenger RNA from Mycena citricolor, 3211 nucleotides. The record is from the annotation of a GenBank genome assembly. NCBI's taxonomy places the organism in Eukaryota, Fungi, Basidiomycota, Agaricomycetes, Agaricales, Mycenaceae.
CGCAACCCUACCCAAUGCCAGCAUUGUUCAAUACACCCUCCAUCGCCGCCGCCGCCGCGCAACAGUCCGCAUCGACCGCAGAACUUCAUCGAUACCGUUAUCAGAGCUGGGAAUCGCAACUGAUCUGCCUCUUCAUAAUAUUAGGAUUCGUAAUGAUGUACACCUUGGCGACAUGUCUAUAUGAGUGGCACACCCAGACGACGAGGGUGGGGAAAAAUCGAUUCGAGGGUAUCGGUGAGUUGUUGUUCUAAACAGAAGAUAAGAGCAACCCUGUUCAUGUUGUGUUCAGACCAGUUCCUCGCCAAGAUUUCAUCGACAACGAGGCCGCAGGUACCCGGGUCCUAGAUAUCAAGGGUUCUCGUUGCGAGUGGGAGCCAUUCCUGCCUGGUUACUCAGUCGCGUCAUUUAGCGUUCUCACAAGUACGCUUAUUGUGUGCUAAAAGUCUCAACGCGCCUAUCUUCCGGUGUGCCGCUAAUGAAACCCCAUAUUCGACGCGAGGGCCAUCCCAGAUCACGGUCAUCAUAGCGCAUCACUCGUGACCGUGGGGCAAGAAACCCGUGAUCAUGAGAUUCCUCUGCUGCGCAACGGCAUCUUCUUUUCUCCUCUUGUGACUUAGCCCCAUCGCACACGUAAAAGCCCUGGUCAUGGGGAACCCCAAACCGAAAUCCUCUGAAUGACAGCUGUGUUCCUCGCUCGCAUGACUUGUCCCCGACGCGGACCUUAAUGUAGACGCCAGCUUUUUUUUACUCCACUCACUUUGCGUCGACGACCAUGCCCAUCUCCGUUGCUCUCACUCUGGCUCUGGUCUCCUUUGUGCACUUGGCUGUUUCCCAAGAUUCGCCGUACCCUCAGUGUGCUCAAGGAUGUGUCAAGACCCAAGCGACGCACGCAGGAUGUAAUCUAUCUGACGUCGCCUGCCUCUGCAAAACUGGAUCGUUCGCGUCAGCUGCACAGCAGUGCGCAGACGCAACGUCGUGCUCGGCCAGCGACAAGGCCCAGCUCAGCACGGCACUCCAAGUCCUAUGUGCUGCAGUGUCAGCGUCUGCUGCCCAAUCCACAUCCAUCUCAGGAUCUCCAUCGUCUUCUGCCUUGUCAGCCUCUGGCAGUAAAAGUGUUACCAGCGUCCCUUCGACAACACUCGGCGCAUCGAGCACGACUCAACUGACGACAGUUUUCACACAGUCCCUGCUCACCACGACGGUCACCACCGCAUCGCCUCCGCAAACAGUUACGCUGACGACCCUCGUGCCAACCACUGCUGCAGUGAUUCCCACCAGCAACAGCAUCGGCAGCAGCACGAUUGCACUCUCAUCGCUACCGAGUUCUAGCCUCUUUCUCUCCCCCACACCCACGAACGUUCUUCCCUCGGUCUCUGUGUCGCCAUCAGCUCCAUCGGCCUCAGCCUCUGGGGCCGCAGACAAGGUUGUGCUCGGUGUGGAGAUGAUAGUCAUGGCCCUGUCUGUCGUUGUACUCUUCAUCGCUUAGUGAUUUCUCGAUCGCCCAAAGCGAGUGGUUAUGUAUCAUUUACACACAGGUAGAAUCACGCAGCCUUGAACCGGUAUUUCUUCCUCGCCUGAGCCUCUACAAGACCUGGCACCAUCCAGUACGCCAAAUGCGCCAAGCCCAUAGACCAGGGCAUAAACACGUUCUUUUCGCCACGCUCAAUCGCAGUCAUACAGCGUCGGGCAACAGCCUCUCGCCUGAGCCCGCUCUUGUUCGGUUCUGCUUCGCGCGUGUGUCCGCCAUCGACUGCUGAAGCGCGGAAGUCGCCUUCGACAGUGCUCGGGAGGAGCCCAGUGAAUGCGAUAUGUGGGUGCUCGAUUGAGAGGGCUUGAUACAAGAGCAACGAGGCGGACUUCGUAGAGGCGUACAAUGACCGGGUCGGUGCGGGUAUCACUGAGGCAAGCGAGUUGACGAGGAGGAUUGACGGGGAAGGCGAAGUGGAUUCGAGUAGUGGGAUCUGUCGGCGGGGUGUCAGUGGAUGAAGGACGGCUUGAAUAACGAAAUGACGCACGAAAGUCACCGCGGCGACGAGUGGGCCGACGAAGUUGCCGUCUGCCGCCCGUUUCGCGAUGUCUACGAUACGUUGUAUGCGCUCGACGUCGAAAUCGCCGUCGGCGGAAUCUCCUCCGACCUCCAUAAGUGGACGCAAUGCCGAAACACCGGCAGCCACAAUGAUUGUAUCGAGACCACCCCAAGCUUGCAGUUGGAAGCUUAGCUUGAGUGCUCAAGCGUCCGAUGGAGUGAGUAUAACGCACCUCGCACGAUCUCGUCCCGCACCCGCACCAUCGCCUUUGGAUCCACAAAAUCACCCGGUACCCCGAUAACCUCUGUCACCGUGCGCAUGCUAGAGCACUCAUCUACGACUUCUGCAACAAGCCCUUCUCGGCGCCCGACAAUACACAGGUUGCGUACACCAAGUCCAGCGUAUUGCCGUGCAAGGGUGCGCCCGAUACCGGACGUCGCGCCAAUGAUGAGUACGCGUUCAAUAUGACUAGGAAUUUUCUUCGAACGCUUGGAGUUGCGUCUUCGGACUACCAGGAGUGGUAGAACUAAAGCGGGCAGGGCCAGGAGAAGCCAACGUGGAACAGAUAGCGACAUGAUCGAGGAGAGCGUGACAGCGUUGAAUGUAGGCCAUCAGACUGACGUAAUUUGUUAUUUGCCAUGGACCAUAUCCUUCUAUUGAUGGUGUACAAGAACUGAAUGCCCGAGACUGAGGACUGAGCUUCAAAGUACACCUACUUCGUAGCGUCGUCAAUUAUUUGCCUUACAGCCUGCCAGGCUUCCAGCAACUUCGAAACGUGGCGUUUCGGUCCAGCAGUACGACAGACACAGUGGACGAUAGAACUACCGACCUUUCUGAACCCGGUACAGGUCCGCUUUCUACUACUGAGGUUUCGGUCGUACACCAUGUUGACCGCGCGGAGACGCACAGCUUUGUAAGUACAGUGCAACACACAUCCCAACCGAAGAAAGAUGCAGUUCGCCUUUCAUUGAGGAUGAGGGAGGCAAAGUGCGUUCUGGCACCUCCAAAUUGAGUAGAUUUGAUGUCCUGUAGCGCAUUCCGGAGGAGCGCGCAGGAUGGUGGGGAAGAUGGAUCGAUACACCAAGCGGGGUGAAUCGGAUGUAACACUUGAUUGCUCUAGAAUGUCUAAAUGUAUUGUGCACUGCUCUCAAUAGGAAGACGAAAUAUUCAUUUGGGGGGAAACA